CCGGAAGAGGAUCAGCCUCACCAUCGCUCGCGGCGCGGUCUCUUCUCGAAGCCGUACACCAUGGAGAUCCUCCUCGUGGUCGACGCGAAGAUGGCGAGAUACCACGGCAAGCAUGUCGACCAAUAUGUCCUCACGCUCAUGUCAAUGGUAUCCCUAAUAUAUAGGGACUCAAGCUUGGGCAAUCUGAUAGACAUAGCGGUGGUGGAGGUAGUGCAUCCGGAAGGUAAAACCUUCGCCAAUAAGAAGCCCGGCAGCAGUCAGAAUGAAGUCUACGGCAAGUCUGCUGAGGAUAUGCUUAAGGACUUCUGCAGGUGGCAGAAACAAGGACUCAAACAAAACCCAAGUCACCCUCGGCGCUUCGACACAGCUUUGCUCCUCACCAGAGAGAACAUUUGCCGCAAUCCCUUCACUCAAAACUGUGACACGUUGGGCCUGGCAGAGCUUGGCACCAUGUGCUCCCGCCACGCCUCCUGCGCCAUCGUCCAGGACAACGGCCUUUCGGCCGCCUUCACCAUCGCCCACGAGCUGGGGCAUCUGCUGAACAUGCCUCACGACAACGACGCGAAAUGCAAGAUACUGAAGGGUAGUGCUUCUGACGACGCUACCGCUGCCGUGCACAUGAACGUGAUGAGCCGCAUGCUCGACCACAACACCUUGCCCUGGAUCUGGUCCAACUGCUCCCGCCACUACCUCACCGAGUACCUGUACGCCGGCCACGCUCGCUGUUUGGAAGACAGUGCGAGCAGCAACAAGCUCGUGGAAGACGAGGUUGAACUCACGCUCGCCGGUGAGCUCUUCAACGCCACCAAACAGUGCCAGUACGUCUUCGGCAAGACCACUAGCAUCUGUCCGUACAUGCCGAAGUGUAAGCGCCUAUGGUGCACGACGUCGCACGACGAGAAGGAGGGCUGCAAGACGCAGCACAUGCCCUGGGCUGACGGCACGCCGUGUGGUGCAGACUCCUGGUGCUUGCGUGGCGAGUGCGUCGUCAAGAACAAGCAAACACUGAAAAAAAUACAGGGGCAGUGGGGAUCCUGGCAACCUUGGAGUGCGUGUUCGCGGACCUGCGGUGUGGGAGUGCAGCGCGCUGAGCGAUACUGCGACGACCCAAAGCCUAAAUUCGGAGGCCGCUAUUGCGUCGGCGAGAAAGUUCGCUACAGAUCUUGUGUCAUGGAACCUUGCCCACGAGGCUCCAGUGCCCUCGACUUCAGGACCCAACAGUGCCAGUCUUACAACGGGAAAAAUUUUGGCCUGCCUGAUAUACCCGAAGAUGUAAAAUGGAUUCCUAAAUAUGCCGGCAUCUUGCACGAGGACUCGUGCAAGCUCUUCUGCCAAGUGUCGAACUCGAGCGUGUCUUACCAGUUGCGGGAGAAGGUGGACGACGGCACCACGUGCGGUCCUGACACUUAUGACAUCUGCGUCAACGGCAAGUGUCGCGGCGCAGGCUGCGACUAUGUGCUCAACUCUACCGCCAGGGACGACUACUGUGGGGUGUGUGGCGGCGACAACUCGACGUGUCAGCUGACGACGGGGGGCCUGCAGGAGAGCAGGAGCUGGGGCUACAGCGAUGUCACCAUCAUACCUGAGGGCGCUGCCAGGGUCGAGAUCACUCAGCGGGCGUUCCAUGACAAAGCCGACGAUGACAACUAUCUUGCUCUAGUUGAUCUGGAGACCGGCGAGUAUUUGCUCAACGGACACUGGAUCGUGACGCCAUUCCAGAAAGUGGUGGAGUUUUCCGGCACGAUGCUGGAGUACUCAGGCUCCAAUACUGCCAUCGAGAGGAUUAAUUCCACUAAGCCUCUGCAAAAAAAGCUUCUAGUUCAGAUAUUGUCGGUUGGGAAGUUGCAUCCUCCGUAUGUUCGUUACAGCUACACCAAGAGCGACCAUUUGUCUGAGCCUACUUACCUGUGGCGCCUCGGUGACUGGACUAACUGCACCCAGCCUUGCAUAGGCACGCGGGAGCGCAGCGCGUACUGCGUAAGGAACGCAGCAGGCCACCGCGUG
Messenger RNA from Hyalella azteca, 2004 nucleotides. RefSeq names its product A disintegrin and metalloproteinase with thrombospondin motifs 20. The record is from RefSeq and is a predicted model, not a curated record. Gene Ontology annotation, molecular function: metalloendopeptidase activity. Gene Ontology annotation, biological process: extracellular matrix organization; proteolysis. The transcript has 12 exons. Gene Ontology annotation, cellular component: extracellular matrix. The annotation marks the transcript as partial. Lineage: Eukaryota; Metazoa; Arthropoda; Malacostraca; Amphipoda; Hyalellidae.